Olea europaea var. sylvestris is the source of this 8057-nucleotide messenger RNA. RefSeq names its product chromatin structure-remodeling complex protein SYD-like. Gene Ontology annotation, biological process: positive regulation of transcription by RNA polymerase II. The annotation marks the transcript as partial. The transcript is spliced from 24 exons. Lineage: Eukaryota; Viridiplantae; Streptophyta; Magnoliopsida; Lamiales; Oleaceae. Gene Ontology annotation, molecular function: DNA binding; histone binding; ATP-dependent chromatin remodeler activity. Gene Ontology annotation, cellular component: nucleus. The record is from RefSeq and is a predicted model, not a curated record.
UUAUCUUUCUGCAGAGAUAUAGUAAAUGAUUUUUUCAAGCCGAUAGCCAGUCAGAUUGACCGCCUGAAAUCAAUUAAGAAGCACAGAAUUGGAAGGAGGCCAAAACAAAUUGAGAGAUAUGAGCAGAAAAUGAAGGAGGAUCGACAAAAGAGAAUCCGUGAGAGGCAGACGGAAUUCUUUGGUGAGAUGGAAUUUCACAGAGAGAGACUGGAAGAUGUAUUUAAAAUGAGGAGAGAGCGCUGGAAGGGAUUCAAUAAAUAUUCAAGGGAGUUCCAUAAGAGGAAAGAAAGGUUUCAUCGUGAGAAGAUUGACAGGAUACAGCGCGAAAAGAUUAAUUUAUUAAAAAUUAAUGAUGUUGAAGGGUAUCUCCGCAUGGUUAAGGAUGCAAAAUCAGACCGUGUUAAGCAACUGCUGAAAGAGACUGAGAAGUAUCUGCAAAAGCUUGGGUCAAAACUAAAGGAGGCUAAGGUGUUGGAAAGACAGUUUGAAACUGAUAUGGACGAGAGUAGUGGUGUUGAGGAGAAUGAAAUCAUUUUUGAGAAUGAAGAUGAAAAGGAUCAGGCCAAGGUGAUCACUUUUCAGAAUCUGUUNAGGGAACAAAUUGCUCCUCAGAAAUUCAAUGUUCUCCUGACAACAUAUGAAUAUUUAAUGAACAAGCACGAUCGACCAAAAUUAAGCAAAGUACAUUGGCAUUAUCUCAUUAUCGAUGAGGGGCAUCGCAUUAAGAAUGCUUCCUGCAAGUUAAAUGCUGAGUUGAAGCAUUAUCGUAGUAAUCACAGAUUGCUGUUGACUGGAACUCCUUUGCAGAACAAUCUUGAGGAACUCUGGGCACUUCUUAACUUCUUGUUGCCCAAUAUUUUUAACUCGUCAGAAGAUUUUUCCCAAUGGUUUAAUAAGCCUUUUGAAAGUAAUGGUGACAAUUCAUUGGAUGAAGCUUUACUGUCUGAAGAGGAGAAUCUUUUGAUCAUAAAUCGUCUUCACCAAGUGCUGCGGCCCUUUGUGCUUCGAAGACUAAAACACAAGGUCGAGCAUGAAUUACCAGAAAAGAUUGAAAGGCUUAUCAGAUGUGAAGCUUCUGGAUAUCAGAAGCUGUUGAUGAAGAGGGUAGAAGAGAAUCUUGGUGCAAUUGGAACUUCUAAGGCUCGGUCAGUGCAUAACUCUGUGAUGGAACUGCGUAAUAUUUGUAAUCAUCCAUAUCUCUGCCAACUUCAUGUGGAGGAGGUUCAUGAUUUUAUUCCGAAGCAUUAUCUGCCUAAUAUUGUGAGGCUCUGUGGGAAGCUUGAGAUGUUAGAUCGAUUGCUGCCCAAACUAAAGGCAACUGAUCAUCGGGUUCUUCUCUUUUCAACAAUGACUAGACUCCUUGAUGUCAUGGAGGACUAUCUUUGCUGGAAACAAUAUAAAUACCUUCGCUUAGAUGGACAGACAUCUGGGGGUGAUCGAGGAGCUCUUAUUGAGAAGUUCAAUCAACCAGGUUCUCCGUAUUUUAUAUUUUUGCUCAGUAUUCGAGCUGGAGGUGUUGGUGUAAAUCUUCAAGCUGCUGAUACAGUUAUUAUAUUUGACACAGACUGGAAUCCACAGGUUGAUCUGCAAGCACAAGCAAGGGCUCAUAGGAUUGGACAAAAGAAGGAUGUUCUUGUUCUCAGAUUAGAAACAGUGGGUACCUCGACCCUGGAGUUGCAUUGUAGGAAGCCGGGGCACUUCUUGUAUGAUUGCCCAACAAAGAAACAGUGCACUUCUUGGAAAGAUAAAGACAAGUCGAGAGGUGGCUUAUUGUGUGCAGAAUCAUCCCAAGUUCAUGAUUUUAUUCCGAAGCAUUAUCUGCCUAAUAUUGUGAGGCUCUGUGGGAAGCUUGAGAUGUUAGAUCGAUUGCUGCCCAAACUAAAGGCAACUGAUCAUCGGGUUCUUCUCUUUUCAACAAUGACUAGACUCCUUGAUGUCAUGGAGGACUAUCUUUGCUGGAAACAAUAUAAAUACCUUCGCUUAGAUGGACAGACAUCUGGGGGUGAUCGAGGAGCUCUUAUUGAGAAGUUCAAUCAACCAGGUUCUCCGUAUUUUAUAUUUUUGCUCAGUAUUCGAGCUGGAGGUGUUGGUGUAAAUCUUCAAGCUGCUGAUACAGUUAUUAUAUUUGACACAGACUGGAAUCCACAGGUUGAUCUGCAAGCACAAGCAAGGGCUCAUAGGAUUGGACAAAAGAAGGAUGUUCUUGUUCUCAGAUUAGAAACAGUCCAAACAGUGGAGGAGCAAGUUAGAGCUGCUGCUGAGCACAAGCUUGGGGUUGCCAAUCAGAGUAUAACUGCUGGUUUUUUUGACAAUAACACUAGUGCAGAAGACCGUAGAGAAUACCUGGAGGCUCUCCUGCGGGAGUGCAAGAAAGAGGAAGCUACACCUGUUUUGGAUGAUGAUGCACUAAAUGAUCUUAUUGCACGCAGUGGAUCUGAAAUUGAUAUCUUUGAGUUGGUUGACAAACAGAGGCGAGAAGAAGAAAUGGUAGCAUGGCAAAAUUUAUUUGGCGGGAAAUUGGUAGAGAACUCUGAGUCUGUACCUCCUUUUCCUUCUCGGCUUCUAGUGGAUGAUGACUUAAAACAAUUUUACAAAGCCAUGAGGAUAUAUGAAGUACCAAAUUCAGGUGUCGGAUCUAAUGCUGCAGUGAAGCGUAAAAGUGGGUCUCACGGAGGCCUUGAUACCCAACACUAUGGAAGGGGCAAACGAGCAAGAGAGGUCCGCUCGUAUGAAGAGCAAUGGACCGAAGAGGAAUUUGAGAGAAUGUGUCAAUCUGAGUCUCCAGAAUCUCCUAUAACGAAGGAAGUAAUGACUGGAAAGAUACUGCCAAUGGGUACAAGUGACUCUGUCAUGAUGAUGGGUGAAACAAAAGUUCCAGCAUUACCUCAGCUUACCGAGCCACUGGGACAACAAAUCAGAAAUACUACGUUGCCAUCUAAACGUGGCCGAGGAAGGCCGAAAAGAACGACGGAAACAUCUGUACCAAUUCCUCUGCCUUCGUCUCUAGGGGUGCGAGCUUGUGAAGAGCAAUGGACUGGAGAUAAAUCUGAGAGGAUUUGCAAAACUGAAUCUCUGGAAUUUCCAAUGAUGGCGGAAGAAAUGACUGGAAAGAUGCCACCAAUGACGACAAGUGGCUCCGUUGUGGGCAAGGGUGAAGCACAAAUUCAAGCCAUUGUGGUCAAGGGUGAAACACAAAUGCCAGCAGGGUCUCAGCUUUCUCAACAUAAAACAGCUGAGUCACUCACACACCAAAGCAAAGAGGCUAUACCAUCAUCCAAACGCGGCCGUGGAAGGCCAAAAAGAAUGACAGGAGAAACUACUUCACCUAUUCCUGUUAUUGCAUCUCUAGGAGCUGGAAAAGUGGAUGAGAGCUCCAAGGUGGAAACAGCUCCUAUGGUACCAGCACCUGAUUCUUUACCUAGUUUUACCCCUGUAAGAAGUAUCACUGGAACGAUGCAACAGUUAGGAGUUGUUCCCAACUCUCAGCCAACUGUUUCUCCUUCUCUUACUCCUGCUCCUCAGUCUGCUGCUUCCCCCACUCCAUCUGGGCGAGGUAGAGGACGAGGUCGAAAGCCUCAAACAGGAGUAGAACCUCCCAGGCGCAGAGGAAAAAGACAGACCACAGUAUUACAAGCUGUUUCAGUAACUGCCUCACCAUCUGGGACUGGAAAACCUGACAUGGGAAUACAGGGAACAACCAUUUCUAGUUCUACAGUCCCUCCGGGUACUGGCCCAGUAUCUCUUGGUCCCGUUACAAAGGAAGUACUUAAAGGACUGAGUUCAGUUCCAUCUGUUAUUGCUCUUCCUUCACCUUCUGACUCAGGUAAAUUGGGUGUGGGGUCACGAGUUCCCAUUUCCAGCCCUCUGAAAGUCCCUGAUCAAAAUUCUGCUCCUGGUACAUCUGUUGUGGCAAGUAUUGGUCAACAAGAAACUGGCAUUGUGUCUGCUCUUACAUCACAAGGAACCCCUAUUCUGGCUUCUGCCAAUCUUGGUGCACCCUCUAUUACUCCUUCCCUAUCUGUAACAAAGCAUGGAAGAGGAAGAGCGCGCAAAGCUCAAAUUGGAGAAGAGACAUCCCAACGGAAACGUAGGAGGCGGGAGCCUCUCAUAGCUGUUGCGAAUCAAGAUUCAAAUUCAACUGCACUUCUAGAGACAAAAACUCGUAGGAAGGCCAACGCGAUUAAGCUGGGGAAUGAGUCUCAGGAACUGGCAAAUGCAAGCCAAUCUGUUCCUCCUGGCUUUGACAGCAUUUAUACGGGACAAAUCCCUCACAUUUCUACUAUAGAUGCAGACGUUGCUCUAGACAAGUCUAAGGAUCCUUACCAGGAAGGACCAGAACAAAAUGCAGGUGAAGUCCUUGCAUCAAAAUCUCAGGCGUGUGAAAAUUUGCCGUCAUCUUCAUCAACCCAGGAAUUACCAGUUUCAGCAUUGAGCCUCCCAUUGUCAGAGUCCAGUAAUCUGUGUUUGAGAGAAUGUGUUGUACAACAAGAUAAUAGAGAUCCAUUAGGGGAUAGCUCCAUUGCUUCAAAUCCCGGGGUGCCUGAAAUUUUUAAUAAUCCUGAAAUUUCUGUAGGUGCCCCAUGUUUACCAAUAGUCGGCAGCACUUCUGUUGAGGUGACCAAAGACCAAACUUUAAAUAUUGAAACCACCAAGGGUGCGUCCACCUUUGGGUCAACGGUUCAGGAUAGUGAUUAUGAAAAAUCUGAAUCUCGACAGGGAAACGUACCUGAUGAAAUUAUUGAGUCUGCCAAGAAUCCUGAACCGGAUAAAUCAAUAGCCUUAGAUAAUUUGUCUAUUGGAGCAGAAGUCAGCAGCAUCUCUGUUGAGAUGACCAAAGAUCAAAGUUCAAAUACUGGAACCGUGGAUGCUGCACCAACUUCUGGGUCAAUGACUCUUGCUGGCGACAGUGAAGAGUGUGAACAUCCAUGUGGAAAUGAAAAAGACAAAAUGGUUGAAAAUGCCACUAGCCUGAAUCUGGAUGAAUCCAUAGCCUCUGAUGAUAUGCCCAAGGGAAAAACCAAUUCAAUUUAUAAGAUUUCGAAGGACAGAACUGAUAAUGAAUCUUGGGAAAUAGUUGUUGAAGAUGAAAAAGACAGGAUUCUGGCCGAGGGCUGUGUUUUAACUCAAUCAUCUAUUGAAGUUGAGGUUCAGUCUUUGGAAUCUGAACAGAAAAAAUUUAAGCAUUCGUGUGAAAAGGGAGGUGCAGAAAAGAAAGAAAGCGAAGAUACGACCAAGGUUUUUGAUACAGAGCCUGAGUCUAUUGUGAGUCAAAGCAUACAGAAAGAGUCAUUUCCAAUACUAUCUUUGGAAAAGGUGAAUUUGUCUUCGGAACAAUUAGAAAGUGGAAGUCAUCAGAUGGGUGCCUCACUUGUUUCAAAGUCUGAGGAGGUAGAAAUUGACAACAACUCCGUCAAGGAAGAUGCAGAAGAAAAAAGAAGAGACCUCAUUCCAGGUGAUGCUCUUCUUUCACUAUCCGAGGUUGGUAACAGUCAAUGCUUGGAGUCAUCAACUUUGAAUACAGAAGUUCCAGAUGAUGAUUUUCUAUCAAAGGAAUCCCUUGCCCAAUGCGAGGAAAAACCUGAAGUUGGAGAAGGGAAAGUUUCUGACCUAAAUGAGGUCAACUUGGAAGGCACUGAGGCUUGUAGAAGUGAAAUGAAAUCAGCUGCUGUUUCGUCUGAAAGCAUGGAAGAUUUGGGGCCAGCUUCUGAGGAGAAAUCACCAUCUUGCAUCAUGGAAAGUUCCAAGAUGGAAGCUUUAAAUGUUGAACCUCAAAUGGUGAACUCAGAGAGUGAAUUUCUGUUAAAUUCUGUUGAUGAUGUGGAUGGUAAAAUUCCAGACAUGGACGGAGCUGUCUCAAAUCCUGAACCUGAAAUAGUGAAGUUCAAGAGUCAAUUUGUGCUAGAUUCUUCUGUCGAUGUAAAAGCCUGUGAAAAUUCCAAAUUAGAUGUCACUGUUGUCGCACAUCCUGAACCUCAGUCCGAAAGUCAAUUUUUGCUGGAUUCUGCAGUUGAUGCACAAGGGAGUAAGAAUUUUGUCUUUGAUGAAGCUGUUGCUUCAGAUCCUGAACCUGAGUCCAAAAAUCAAUUUGUACCGGAUUCUGCAGUUGAUGCACUAAGGAGUAGGGAGUCUGGCUUGGAUGAAGCUGUUGUCUCAGAUUUGGAAUCACAGUCAAAGAGUCAAUUUGUGCUAGAUUCUGCAGUUGAUGCACCAGGGAGUAAGAAUUUAGGCUUAGAUGAAGCUGUUGUUUCAGGUCCUGCACCUCGGUCCAAAAGGCAAUUAGUGCUGGAUUCUACAUUUGAUGCACAAGGGAGCAAGGAGUCUGGCUUGGAUGAAGCUGUUGUCUCAGAUCCUGAACCUCAGUCGAAAAGUAAAUUUGUGCUAGAUCCUGCAGUUGAUGCACAAGGGAGUAGGAAUUUUGGCUUGGAUGAAGCUGUUGUCUCUGGUCCUGAACCUCAGUCUGAUGGUCAAUUUGUGCGGGAUUUUGCAGUUGAUGCUCAAGGGAGCAAGGAGUCUGGCUUGGAUGAAGCGGUUGUCUCAGAUCCUGAAUCUCAGUCGUGUCAAUUUGGGCUACAUUCUGCAGUUGAUGGACAAGGGAUUAUGAAUUCUGGCUUGGAUGAAGCUGUUAUCUCGGGUCCUGAACCUCAGUCCGAAAGUCAACUUGGGCUGGAUUCUGCUGUUGAUGCACAAGGGAAUAAGAAUACUGGUUUGGGUGAAGCUGUUGUUUUGGGUCCUGAACCUCAGUCCCAGAGUCAAGUUGUUCUAGAUUCUGCAGUUGAUGCUAUAGGGAGUAAGAAUUCUAGCUUGGAUGAAGCUGUUGUCUUGGAUCCUGAAUCUCAGUCCAAGAGUCAAUUUGUUCUAGAUUCUAUGGUUGAUGCUCAAGGGAGUAAGGAUGCUAGCUUGGAUGAAGCUGUUGUCUCGGAUCCUGCACCUCAGUCCCAAAGUCAAGUUGUGCUGGAUUCUGCAGUUGAUGCGCAAGGGAGUAAGAAUUCUGGCUUGGAUGAAGCUGCUGUCUCGGAUCCUGAACUUCAGUCCAAAAGUCAGUUUGGGCUGGAUUUUGCAGUUGAUGGGCAAGGGAGUACAAAUUCUGGCUUCACUGAAGCAGUUGUCUCGGAUCCUGAAUCUCCGUCGAAGAGUCAAUUUGUGCUAGAUCCUGCAGUUGCUGCACAAGGGAGUACAAAUUCUGGCUUGGAUGAAGCUGUUGUCUCGAAUUCUGAAUCUCAAACAGCAAAGUCUGAAAAUCAAGUUGAGCUAGAACAUUUAGUUGAUGCUCAAGUGAGCGAAAACUUCAAGAAGGACAACACUGUUGUCAUGAAUCCUGAACCUGAAAAUAUGACAUCUGAAAGUAAAUUGGCUCUAGAUUCUGCAGUUGAUUUACAAGUGAAUAAAAAUCCUUAUGAUGAUGCAGUCAUUUUCUUGAAUCCUGAACCUCGGACAAUGAAGUCCAAGAGUCAAGAUGAUGUUUCAGAGAACAAAAAUUCCAACGUAGAUGAAGAUGCAGUUUCUAAACCUGAAGAACCUCAACCUAGUCAAACUGCCAGGGAUGGAGUAGGUCUAGAGCAACUUGGUGAAGGAAACACAGUAAGAGACUCUAACAUAGAGACUGUUUCUCUUGCUGACAAUCUGAUGGAUGACGUGCCAUGUGACACGUCAUCAGUUCUUGGUUCCCAUUCUAGUAUUGAUGAUUUGGCUCUGGCAGCAGUUACAGACAAGUGCUCUAGUGCGACAGAAAAUAUUGCUAAAAAUGAUCCACAACAAUGAAUGGCCUUUGAUCUGUAAACACAUUAUAGAUCUUACUCUGUUUAUGUGUAUAUUUAGAACGAGGAUGAGUUGUAGAAAGUAUCUUUAUUUUUUUUGUUAUCACUUAUCAUAAUUUGCUUUGUCUUGUUCGUGGCUCAGUAAGAUCUAUCAGCCUAUGAGACUGAGGUUUUCCAUCGCUGAAUUUAGUGCGCUCAGAAAUGCUACUCGGUAAGCUCGGUAAAUAUCUUCUGACAAUUACCUGUCGUUUUAUUUCAUACUGUUUUGAGCCCGAGGAGGAGAAAUGGUAUUCUUAUUUGGUC